AUUGCACCUUGUUUUCACCAUGGCAUCAUCACGGCACCGGUAGCAGGGGCCGCUGGGAGAUCAGAUGCGCGGCUUCGAGCAUCAUCUCUCUGAGAUGGCCGUGCAGAAAUGCAUCGGACUCUCUCAGGCGAGCGGCAGCCUGCAGUGGGAGGCUGAUUGAGCGCGAGCGUUCACGCGUGCAUGUGUGUGUGUGUGUGUUCAUACAGCACCACAAAGCCUCUUCCCAGCAGGACAGGCUCCUAAAUUCCUCAUCUCACAACGGCAAGGUCUCUGCUGUAGUAUCGGACAAUGUUUCGCAAAAAGAAGAAGAAGAGGCCGGAGAUUUCAGCACCGAAGAACUUCGAGCAUCGCGUUCAUACGUCGUUCGAUGCAAAGCGAGGAGUCUUCGUCGGUCUUCCCACACAAUGGCAGAGUUUAAUAGAAAACCUCCGGAGACCCAAACCCAUGGUAGACCCAUCCAGGAUCACGCCAGUGGAGCUCAAACCAAAGAAGACCAUCGUGCGCGGCAGCAUGAUCGGCCACGGAGACUAUAUAUCAGCCGUGCUGUCAGACAUGAGCCGUCUGUCCGUCACCAGCUCCAACUCCCUGCGCAAGAGCAGCCCAUCGGCCCGCAAGAGAGCGCAGUCGCUCGCCCGCCUCGGGGAGGUCAGCGAGGCCGAUGUGUAUCAGUACGAAGCCCUGGACGAGCCUGACCCUCACUGGGCCGAUAAAUCACGCAACAUCCACAGCGAGAGCGGCAGGCCGUGCAUGGGUCUGAAGAAGAGCGUGAUGCUGCAGCCCAACGGCGUUCUGCCCCGCGCCAAAUCCACCUAUGAGGUCAGCAUGAGCUUUCCUCCUCCGGCCCUCCCGGCCCCUCCGCCGCCCCCCAUCCCUGUCCCGGAGCCACCCAGGUCUGUGUAUCUGUGUGGGGACAUCGGGAGCCCGACGGAGAGGCUCAUGAUGAGACGGGAGUUUCCCAUCGUGUUCUCACACAACCAGAGACCCAUCACCUGCUUCUACAGCCCCAGCAUGCCACACGGAGACGCUCUCACGCCGGACACGAGGAGCGCCAACAGACUGCUGGUCCACCCGCAGAACAGCCCGGGGAGACCGUACUCCUCAUACGACCUGAAGGCCGACGCAGCCAUGAGACACCAGCCGGGAUAUUUGCACAGCGGCACCAGCAGUCCCCUCGUGAGCGGCACCAGGCCUCACAGAACGGUGCGUUCCUCCUCCAGCUACACCAUCGGCCUCUCGCCCAACAUCAGUUACCGGCCCACCGGGCCAGACCCCUUUAUGAGACACUCCGGCUGCCCCAACCCGGGUCUCUACCCCAGACAGGACAGCCCGUCGCAGCCCCGACCGUCUCCCACUGGAUCUCUGGCCAACAGCCCUCCGGGAACCUGCUCGCCUGCAUUCAGACCCCCGCAGCACCCCUCGCCCCGACCCCCGCCCGACCCGCCCAAAGUCACCCACGAGCAGUUCAAGGCCGCGCUGCAGAUGGUGGUGGAUAAAGGAGACCCGCGGUCAUAUCUGGAGAACUUCAUGAAGAUCGGCGAGGGUUCGACGGGUGUGGUGUGCAUCGCCCGUGAGAAACACAGCGGACGGCUGGUGGCCGUCAAGAUGAUGGACCUCAGGAGACAACAGCGCAGAGAACUGCUCUUCAAUGAGGUGGUGAUUAUGAGAGAUUACCAGCACAGGAACGUGGUGGAGAUGUUCAAGAGCGCUCUGGUGGAGGAGGAGCUCUGGGUCAUCAUGGAGUAUCUGCAGGGAGGAGCUUUAACAAACAUCGUGUCUGAGACCAGGCUGAGCGAGGAGCAGAUCGCGACCGUGUGUGAGGCGGUGCUGCAGGCGCUGGCGUAUCUCCACUCGCAGGGCGUCAUACACAGAGACAUCAAGAGCGACUCCAUCCUGCUCUCGCUGGACGGACGCAUCAAGCUGUCAGACUUUGGCUUCUGCGCUCAGAUCAGUAAAGAUAUCCCGAGGAGGAAGUCUCUGGUGGGAACGCCGUACUGGAUGGCCCCGGAGGUCAUCUCCAAAUCCCCGUAUGGAACGGAGGUGGAUGUUUGGUCUCUGGGCAUCAUGCUGGUGGAGAUGGUGGACGGAGAGCCUCCGUAUUUCAGUGAGACGCCGGUGGCUGCCAUGAAGCGUCUGAGAGACGAGCCGGCGCCCACCGUACGCAACGUUCAUCAGGUGUCCCCGAUGCUGAAGGACUUCCUGAAGCGCAUGCUGACGCGGGAUCCGCUGGAGCGGGCCAGUGCCACAGACCUCCUGGAGCACCCCUUCCUCCUGCAGGCCAGCUCUCCGCAGUGCCUGGUGCCCCUGGUGGAGCAGUACCGCAAGCGCAUGUCCCGCUGCUGAAGCCCCUGCAUCCGCCGCUCUACUGAGUGGAGCUGGGCUGUCGGAGUGAGAAGCACCUCGUGUUCCCCGGAGCAAUCAGGACUGAGAUGGCUGUUCGAUGAGAAAUCAACUCUAUAAAGCCAUUUUCUUCUACCUGAGGACGUCUUAUUGGUGCUUAAAAGGCGGUGAAUCAGAGCAGAGGUGCGUCUGACUGAAAUGCCACUGGGUUUUAUGUUCUGUUCGAAGCGUGUUAUCGUGAUCGAAUCUGUGGCCGCAGAAACCUGGAACAAGCCUCAUUCGUGAAUUUCAUGAAUGCUUGUGUUCGUUUAUCAAAUAUUUCAGCUCAUUUUAUAAUGCUUUCACAUAAUAAUCUCACUGUUGUUGUUCUUUUUAUUUUUUUUAUAGCUGACAC
This is a messenger RNA of Sinocyclocheilus anshuiensis, 2731 nucleotides long. It is a transcript of the gene pak6, whose product is annotated as p21 (RAC1) activated kinase 6. Gene Ontology annotation, biological process: protein phosphorylation. Gene Ontology annotation, molecular function: protein serine/threonine kinase activity; ATP binding. The transcript is spliced from 9 exons. The record is from RefSeq and is a predicted model, not a curated record. The coding region runs from base 289 to 2340 and encodes 683 amino acids. Lineage: Eukaryota; Metazoa; Chordata; Actinopteri; Cypriniformes; Cyprinidae.